AUGUCCUCCUCCAUCGAUAUCAGCAAGCUCAAGUCUUGGAACAAAGAGUUUCAGUCCGAUUUGACUCACCAAUUAGCAACCACCGUUCUUAAGAACUACAAUGCAGACGAUGCGCUGUUGAACAAGACUAGGCUACUGCAACAAGACAACAGAGUCUUUAACACUGUCGUUUCCACUGAUUCUACUCCGGUCACCAACCAGAAAAGCUCUGGUAGGUGUUGGUUGUUUGCCGCUACCAACCAAUUGCGUUUGAACGUUCUUUCCGAGUUGAACUUGAAAGAAUUCGAACUGUCGCAAGCUUACUUGUUCUUUUGUGAUAAGCUGGAAAAGGCCAACUAUUUCUUGGACCAAAUCGUCUCCUGCGCUGACCAAGAUAUCGAUUCGCGUCUAGUGCAGUACUUGUUAACUGCCCCAACCGAAGAUGGUGGUCAGUAUAGCAUGUUUUUGAAUCUAGUCAAGAAAUACGGCCUUAUCCCCAAGGACAUAUACGGUGACUUACCUUAUUCUACGACCGCUUCUGCGAAGUGGAACUCCCUUUUGACUACCAAGCUGAGGGAGUUCGCUGAGACUUUAAGAACGGCGUUGAAAGAGCGCUCUGCUAACGACUCCAAAAUUGUCACUUUGAGAGAGCAAAUGCAAAAGGAAAUUUUUAGGUUGAUGUCGCUGUUCAUGGACUUUCCUCCGGUGCAACCAGACGAACAGUUCACUUGGGAAUAUGUCGACAAAGACAAGAAGAUUCACACUAUUAAAUCGACCCCAUUGGAGUUUGCCUCAAAAUACGCAAAAUUGGACACUUCCAAACCGGUCUCGUUAAUCAACGAUCCAAGACACCCAUACGGUAAGCUAAUCAAAAUCGAUCGUUUGGGUAACGUUCUCGGUGGUGAUGCCGUGGUGUACUUGAAUGUCGACAAUGAAACACUAUCCAAGUUGGUUGUCAAGAGAUUGCAAAAUAACAAGGCCGUGUUUUUCGGUUCUCAUACCCCAAAAUUCAUGGACAAGAAAACUGGCGUCAUGGACGUCCAAUUGUGGAAUUAUCCUGCCAUCGGUUACAACUUGCCCCAGCAGAAGGCAUCGCGUAUCAAGUACCAUGAGAGUUUGAUGACUCAUGCAAUGUUGAUCACUGGUUGCCACGUCGAUGAAGCGUCUAAACUGCCAAUUCGCUACCGAGUUGAAAACUCUUGGGGUAAGGAGUCCGGUAAAGAUGGAUUAUACAUCAUGACUCAGCAAUAUUUUGAGGAAUACUGUUUUCAAAUCGUAGUCGACAUUGAUGAACUGCCCGAAGAAUUGGCUACAAAAUUCACCUCGGGCAAAGAAGAACCCAUCGUCUUGCCCAUCUGGGAUCCCAUGGGCGCGUUGGCCACAUAA
Messenger RNA from Saccharomyces kudriavzevii IFO 1802, 1365 nucleotides. RefSeq names its product bleomycin hydrolase (gene LAP3). The transcript has a single exon. Gene Ontology annotation, molecular function: cysteine-type aminopeptidase activity. Bases 1 to 1365 code for a protein of 454 amino acids. Gene Ontology annotation, cellular component: cytoplasm. The record is from RefSeq and is a predicted model, not a curated record. NCBI's taxonomy places the organism in Eukaryota, Fungi, Ascomycota, Saccharomycetes, Saccharomycetales, Saccharomycetaceae. Gene Ontology annotation, biological process: response to toxic substance; proteolysis; L-homocysteine catabolic process.